GUAGUACAUUAGUUGGUAGUAAUAGUAGUGUAGUAGUUAUAUAUAUACCAGGGCAUAUUAUGAGUCAAGGAGAUAUACAGGAAGAGAAUCAUCAUCUGUCACAUUUGGAAGAAGAUGAUGAUGAAAUUGGAGGACCCUUAUUAAUAGAAAGAUUAGAAGGUAAUGGGAUUUCAUUAAGUGAUAUUAAAAAAUUAAAGGCUGAUGGUUUUCAUACUAUUGAAAGUAUUGCUUAUACUCCUAAAAGAAAACUUACUGAAGUUAAAGGUAUAAGUGAAGCUAAAGCAGAAAAAAUAUCUCUUGAAGCAGCUAAAUUAGUUCCUUUAGGAUUUACAACUGCAAGUGAAUUUCAUUCAAGAAGAUCAGAAUUAAUAUGUCUUACAACUGGUUCAAAACAAUUAGAUACAUUAUUAGGUGGAGGAAUUGAAACUGGUUCAAUUACUGAAGUCUUUGGAGAAUUCAGAACUGGUAAAUCUCAAUUAUGUCAUACUUUAGCUGUUACUUGUCAAUUACCAAUUGAUAUGGGAGGUGGUGAAGGUAAAUGUCUUUAUAUUGAUACUGAAGGUACUUUUAGACCUAAUAGAUUAGUAUCAAUUGCUCAAAGAUAUGGUCUUGUUCCUGGUGAUUGUUUAGAUAAUGUUGCCUAUGCAAGAGCUUAUAAUGCAGAACAUCAAUUACAAUUACUUAGUCUUGCAGCUCAAAUGAUGGCUGAAUCAAGAUUUUCUCUUUUAAUUGUCGAUUCAAUCAUGUCUCUUUAUAGAACAGAUUAUGCUGGAAGAGGUGAAUUAAGUGCUAGACAAACUCAUGUUGCUAAAUUCAUGAGAACUUUACAAAGGUUAGCUGAUGAAUUUGGUAUUGCUGUGGUUAUAACCAAUCAAGUUGUAGCUCAAGUAGAUGGAAUGUCAUCAAUGUAUAAUCCAGAUCCUAAAAAGCCAAUUGGUGGUAAUAUUAUUGCUCAUAGUUCAACAACAAGAUUAUCAUUUAAAAAGGGUAGAGCUGAAACUAGAAUUUGUAAAAUUUAUGAUAGUCCUUGCUUACCAGAAAGUGAAUGUGUAUUUGCUAUUUAUGAAGAUGGUAUUGGUGAUCCUCGUGUUGAAGAUGAUAGUGAAAAAUAAUUUGUUUCUAUACAAUAACAUAUUCAGCAUUUCCAGCAUGCUGCUUUUGUUCCUGGAAAUGGAUACAGCAGCAAUAAUAUCGGUAAAAAGUUCAGUUCUGCCCAUUCUAUGCUUAUUACAGUAGCAAAGAAAUAUUACAGUAUUUAUAUAACCAUAUUCAUGUAUCAAUAAAAUAUAUGUCCGCCCU
This is a messenger RNA of Scheffersomyces amazonensis, 1299 nucleotides long. RefSeq names its product recombinase (gene RAD51). The record is from RefSeq and is a predicted model, not a curated record. Gene Ontology annotation, biological process: reciprocal meiotic recombination; mitotic recombination-dependent replication fork processing; chromosome organization involved in meiotic cell cycle. The transcript has a single exon. NCBI's taxonomy places the organism in Eukaryota, Fungi, Ascomycota, Pichiomycetes, Serinales, Debaryomycetaceae. Bases 60 to 1112 code for a protein of 350 amino acids. Gene Ontology annotation, cellular component: condensed nuclear chromosome. Gene Ontology annotation, molecular function: ATP hydrolysis activity; ATP-dependent DNA damage sensor activity; ATP binding.